AUGAAUUACCAAUUACUCCAACCUUUUACUAGAGCAGAUGUGGAGACUGCUUUAUUCAACAUGUAUCCUACGAAGGCACCGGGGCAUGAUGGAAUGCCGGCUCUUUUUUACCAAUGUUACUGGCACAUUGUAGGGGACGAGGUAUCGCACAAGUGCUUGCAGAUAUUGAAUGGAGAAAGUAGUGUCCAAGAAUUUAAUCAUACUCUAAUCUCCUUAAUUCCUAAGGUGCAGACACCUUCCAGAGUGACUGAAUUUCGACCAAUAAGUCUGUGUACAGUGAUUUACAAAAUUAUUGCAAAGGCUUUUGCAAAUAGACUCAAGUGCUUAUUGCCUUCCGUUAUCUCCGAGUCGCAAAGUGCUUUUGUACCACAACGUCAAAUUCUUGAUAAUGUGAUGGCAGCUUUUGAGACAAUGCAUUUUAUGAAAGGCUUGAAGAUGGGACAACAAAUGAAGAUGGCUAUUAAACUUGAUAUGGCUAAGGCUUAUGAUCGAGUAGAGUGGUCCUUUUUGCAAGCAAUAAUGUUGAGAUUGGGAUUUGCUUCAGAGUGGGUCAAACGGAUAAUGGAUUGCUUAACAACAGUUACCUUUUCGGUGCUUUGGAAAGGUAAUCCAUUCGGGCAUGUUGUUCCUCAGAGAGGGUUAAGACAAGGGUGUCCUCUUUCACCAUACUUAUUUUUAAUGUGUGCUGAAGGCUUUUCAAGGUUGUUGCAGAAUGCUGAAAUGAUAGGGAUGAAGGAUAUAUUUCAAGUGUAUGAGGAGACUUCUGGGCAAAAGAUCAAUCUUACAAAGUCGGCUUUCAGUUUGAGCCCAAAUGCUACUGCUGUUGAAAAACAAAUAGUUUUGGAUUUACUGGAAAUUCCGUUGGUGUCUUGCCAUGAAAAAUAUUUAGGUUUGCCUAUGGUGACAGGUAGAGGAAGAAAGCAAAUUUUCGGGACUGUCAAAGAUCGAAUCGGAAAACGAAUUAGUGGGUGGAAGGAAAAGCUCCUAUCUAGAGCUGGUAAAGAGGUCCUGAUUAAAGCUGUGUUACAGGCUAUGCCCACCUACUCGAUGAGCUGCUUUCGGAUGCCUAAGGGGAUGUGUAAGGAACUUCAUGGCUUAAUGGCUAAAUUCUGGGUGGUCUAA
Prunus armeniaca (apricot) is the source of this 1122-nucleotide messenger RNA. The record is from the annotation of a GenBank genome assembly. NCBI's taxonomy places the organism in Eukaryota, Viridiplantae, Streptophyta, Magnoliopsida, Rosales, Rosaceae.